Molecule: messenger RNA, 2205 nt
Organism: Chondrus crispus (carragheen)
Lineage: Eukaryota; Rhodophyta; Florideophyceae; Gigartinales; Gigartinaceae
Product: Serine/threonine-protein kinase
Exons: 2
Coding region: 1-1995 (664 amino acids)
Biological process (GO): protein phosphorylation
Molecular function (GO): ATP binding; protein kinase activity
Source: RefSeq, a predicted model, not a curated record
AUGGAGAAGGCUAGGAAGAAGACCGAGGACAUCCGUGCCACCGUCAACUUUGUCGAGCAUGCCAUUCAGUCGCUCGGCGAUGAAGAUUUUCUCUACUACUACUCCUCCGACACUCGCUACAGGCACCGAUUCCAUCUCUCGCCGGAUAAGACCCAUCUGUGCUGGGGCGAGUCGCAUGCAGUCCGACUCAGUCGCUAUGCAGGCGUCCUCUUCGGACCAAAGUCGGCAAAGUUCCAGGAUCUAGGCCCGCGUCUUGUCGACCCAGAAUGGCUCUGCUUUUCUCUUGUCAGCAACCCGCCCUCAGGACCGCUCGCCCCGGCCCCGAAAAUGCUGCAAACCAUUGACUUGGUUUGCGUGUCCAAUGACCAACUCGAGCGCUGGAUUUUGGGGCUCCAGUCCCUCUGCAAGCCCGUCAACCACCAUCUCCUGCAGUGCCUCACCCUGCCGGAUAUUACACGUAUGCGUGCCAUUUACAAGAUCCGUGCGCACGCGCAUGCGAGGGGACUCACUGUUCGCCGCUACUUUCUUAAACGCGUGCAAGAGGCCGGUCGGAGGCGGAGUUCCAUCGACGCCAAUCGCCAGCACAUGGAUGAAGUUAAGCAGCUCGAAGCCGAGUUGGCCAGGUUGCAAAAGACUCUUAUAGACUCGGCUCGACGCGAGACUCUUUUGAAUACAUCCCUACGUGAUUUUCAACAUUCAUGGGAAGUCGACUUUGGACGUCUCACCUUUCUCCACCCUAUUGGACAGGGCGCCUUCUCAGAAAUGUGGAAGGGGAUGUGGCGCUCGACACCAGUAGCCAUUAAGAAGUUGACAACUAGAACCAUUUCUGAGAGUGCGGCCACUCCAAAAUCUCCCACACAACAACCACAACCCAUCCCAACAAUGACCGGCUUAGGUACUGGUCGCCCAAGACCUGAUGGUGCUGCCCUAGCAGCAGCGAAUCGCAAUUCCCCUUUGGAACGAGUUCAGACACUUGAAAGAACAACGAUGUCCGCAGAGGAUCGGCGGCUUCUUCACGAUUUUCGACUUGAAGUCACAAUGAUGAACAAGUUGCGACAUCCAAAUAUCGUUCUCUUCCUCGGCGCUUGUACAGUAUUGCCUCAAAUGUGUAUUUUGACCGAAUUCUGUCAUGGAGGCAGCUUGUUUGCAGCGCUUCGCAAGCGCUCUUGGCGAACGAGCCUCUCCCUCCAAGACAUUCGAAACGUCGCCAGACAUAUCGCACGCGGGAUGCGCUACUUGCAUUCCUGUCACAUCAUUCACCGGGACCUGAAAUCACAGAACCUGCUACUGGACCGACCCGUUGAGGAAGGUUGUCCAGUUGUGAAGGUAGCUGAUUUUGGGCUCAGCCGCAGUUUUCGAGGCAUCGGCACGGUGAGUGGGUCGGUCGCCGGUGUCAUGACAAGUGAGACGGGUACUUACAGAUGGAUGGCUCCUGAAAUGAUUCGACAUGAGCCAUAUAAUGAAAAGGUGGACGUCUAUUCGUACGGCGUUGUUCUUUGGGAACUAUUCUCGUGCGAGGUGCCGUUCUCGGGUAUGACACCCAUCCAAGCAGCCUUUGCGGUCGCAGACAAGCAUCUACGACCGACAUGCGAGUCUGCAUACGCGAGAACUGUAAAGAUCCCAAAAGCGUGGACUGCGUUGAUCUCGCAAUGUUGGCACCCAUCAUCACGUCAACGGCCGAGGUUUAAUCAAGUUCUGAGGUUUUUGGAUGAAAUGGAGGAUUGCAGCGAAAACGAAAUUCCUAAAUCGCUGAAGCGAUUCACAAAGCAUGACAAUCGAGGAGAACAGUCACCUCAAAGACAAAAUGUGUUUCCUACAAUUCCCAAGCCUCAGCCCAUUCUGCCAAACGAGCAAAGCAUUGACGAGGGCCUGCUCGAGGAUAUGACAUCCUUUGAGCUCACGGAUAGUAUAGAAGUCAAAGGACGCACCAGCAAGGUGGCUCACACGGGGCUUGGUCAUUCCGGCAGCGCACCAAACCUUGCUAGACUGGUGUAGCACAACAGUGAGCGCAUACUAACUCAGGAAUACUGCUGUGAUUCAGACAUGUGUUCAUUCAAUCAUCUCUAGCACUCCAUUUUUGUAAAGGCGACAGGUGCUUUAUGCAUAUAAACAUGGACCGGAUAGCAUUCUUGUAAAUUCUGGAUCAGAACUGGUUGCCAGUGUCUCCCAAGAGCGAAAAUCAGAUCCAUCACUGUUUUCCCUCCA